Penaeus vannamei (Pacific white shrimp) is the source of this 618-nucleotide messenger RNA. NCBI's taxonomy places the organism in Eukaryota, Metazoa, Arthropoda, Malacostraca, Decapoda, Penaeidae. The record is from RefSeq and is a predicted model, not a curated record.
AUGAGAAUACAUACAAAGGAGAAACCAUAUAUCUGUGAGAUUUGCAAUAAAGCAUUCCCUGAGAAAGGUUCUCUGGUAAAGCACAUGAGAGUACAUACAAAGGAGAAACCAUAUAUCUGUGACAUUUGCAAUAAAGGUUUCUCUCAGAAAUGUUAUCUAGAAGUGCACACGAGAAAAUAUAAUCCAGUAGUGCACUUGAGAGUACAUGCAAAGGAGAAACCAUGUAGCUAUAAGAUUUGCAAUAAACACUUCUCAGAUAAGUCUGUCUUAAUGGAUCAGAGUGCAGAACAUGCAGAGGAUAAGCCAUUUAUGUAUGCAAAGUCAGAGUCAAGGAGGCAUUAUCUGGGAAAGAAAGAAUACUCUGGUACAUUGUCACUACGGGGCAGUCAAAAGACAACCACUAAUGUUCACAGUGUUUCAAAAAACUGCUCUCCAAUACAGCCACUUAUAUGGAGGUCAUUGGCCAAUUUAUUGAUGUGUUUUGUAACAUCUUUCAUAAUUUUGUUAUUACAGUUACAGGCAGACACUUCAUAUUCUUCAUGUGAAAUCCUAUAUAAGAUCUGUAUUAAAAGAUGUGAUGAAAGUGUAUUAAAUGCAUCUGUCAAUGUGAAGUACUAG